Nymphalis io (European peacock) is the source of this 3412-nucleotide messenger RNA. It is a transcript of the gene Hr3, whose product is annotated as probable nuclear hormone receptor HR3. The coding region runs from base 581 to 2728 and encodes 715 amino acids. Gene Ontology annotation, molecular function: RNA polymerase II cis-regulatory region sequence-specific DNA binding; zinc ion binding; nuclear receptor activity. The record is from RefSeq and is a predicted model, not a curated record. Gene Ontology annotation, cellular component: nucleus. The transcript is spliced from 12 exons. Lineage: Eukaryota; Metazoa; Arthropoda; Insecta; Lepidoptera; Nymphalidae. Gene Ontology annotation, biological process: regulation of transcription by RNA polymerase II.
AAUUUACGCUUUUCAAAUUCUCUUAAACUUUUCCUUCUGCUUUCGUUUUUUUUUUACAGAUUUUUUUUUUUCUGUAUUUGCCAAUUGAAAUAUUAACAGUAUACGGGAGCAAGUGAAAUUAAAAAAAAAAUACAAUAAAUUAAAAAGUGCCUUAGUAGAAUGUUUAUUUAAGACGGAAAGAAGAAUAAAAACAAAGACCACGGCGACAAAAUGCCAAAAAACUUGUUACUUUUCAAAAAGUUAAUACCAGAAAUAAACUUCGCGAAAAGGAAUCUUACAUCGCCGCUCGGCCGGAACAUAUACAUCAGUUAAAUAGUGGUGCUUAAAUCAACCAAGUUGAAAAACAAAUUUAAAAAAAAAGUUAAAAACAAAAAUAAGACAGAGUGCCAUAAAGUUUUUCUCGAAGAAAAAAAUCUUAUGGUGUGACAAGUUGCCUUAGCCGACAAAGUUGGAAAUAAAAAAAAAAUAGGAACACCAAAAAUCAGUGAUACUAGUUAAGCCGCAAUGCGAAUACGAUUCGUGCGUCUUCUCAAUCAUUGGUCGAAGGUCACUUAAAAAGUUAAAUUUUGAAAAAAGAAUAAUGAUGAAUAACAGUCAAUUUCACGAGUUGUUCGGCUCUCAGUGGCCUCCGGACCAGCAUGGGGGUCACUCGUCGGCAUCGACGAUGCUGCACCAGGGACAGAAUUUGCCCCAGGGUAUGCAAUUGAAGAGAGAGCCUCACACUGAGGUCCAGGGCGUGAUGCAUAACCAGAUGGGUAUGGACAUAACAUCAGGAUCUGUGGCCGAUAGCACCUCACCCCCUCCAGGGAAUAGUGAGGGGAUGUUCGGUUCCUCUAUAUCAGGGAUGUUCAUGGACAAGAAAGCUGCCAACUCGAUCAGAGCGCAAAUUGAGAUCAUACCCUGCAAAGUCUGCGGGGACAAGUCAUCAGGAGUUCACUACGGCGUCAUCACGUGUGAAGGGUGUAAAGGGUUCUUCAGACGCUCCCAGAGUACAGUGGUGAACUACCAAUGCCCGAGGAACAAGGCCUGUGUCGUGGACCGCGUUAACCGGAACAGAUGUCAAUACUGCCGGCUACAGAAGUGUCUCAAGCUGGGGAUGAGCCGUGAUGCCGUGAAAUUUGGACGUAUGUCGAAGAAACAACGCGAGAAAGUAGAGGAUGAAGUCAGAUAUUUCCAAGAGAAGAUGCGUUCACAAGCUGAUGCUGCACCGGACUCAGUUUACGACACACAGCAACAGACGCCCAGCUCGAGCGAUCAGUAUCAUGGACAUUACAGUAGCUACCCAGGCUACGGCUCCCCACUCUCCUCAUACGGGUACAACAACCCGCCGCUCAACUCCAACAUGAACAUUCAAGCUCAGCCUCCCCAGUACGACGUGUCAGCCGACUACGUCGACUCGACGACCGCUUACGAACCGAAGCAGAGUGGUGGGUUCCUUGAUACUGACUUUAUCGGACACGACGAUCAACAAAAGAGCAUCAGAGCGACCACAUCAACAGCGACAGCGACAACUUCAACAACAACAAUGCGACAAUCAACAAUAAACGAUAUAAACCGGACUAGAAUAGAGUUUGACAGAUACGAUGAGAGAAUCCAAUCGCCAGCUUCCAUAUCCAGUGGCGUCAUCAGUAUAAAGCAGGAAAUAAAGCCGGAAACAUCCAUGGGGGUUGAUAAUUUAGUAGCCAGCUAUGUGGACUCGACAACAUUCUUGAAUAGUCCAACAAACAUGAAUAGCCCGAUGGACAUACAGAACACGGUUCUCGUUAGUGGUCAGAGUUCAGUCUCUUUGACUAGCGAGGAGUUGAGUCCGGAUGAUUUGACGUCUAGUAGUGGUCAUGGGAGGUUGAUGGAUCCGUUGAAUAUGAACAUGUCUGGGAUGGGCAUGGUGAACCCAAAUGCUGUGUCAAACAGACGACAUCAGGGUUCGAGCAGUUCAAAUGACGAUUUGCCGUCUGAAGGAGAUAUUAGCAAAGUGUUGGUUAAGAGUCUGGCUGAAGCUCACACAAAUACGAAUCCUAAGCUAGAGUACAUUCAUGAGAUGUUCCGGAAACCACCAGAUGUGCCCAAAUUACUCUUCUACAAUUCAAUGACAUAUGAGGAGAUGUGGUUGGACUGCGCAGACAAACUGACAGCUAUGAUACAGAACAUCAUAGAGUUCGCGAAACUCAUCCCCGGCUUCAUGAAGCUGAGUCAAGAUGAUCAAAUUCUGUUACUUAAAUCGGGCUCAUUCGAGUUGGCCAUAGUUCGCUUGUCACGGCUGAUUGAUGUGAAUCGCGACCAAGUACUGUACGGUGACGUCGUUCUACCUAUUCGAGAGUGUGUACACGCACGUGACCCUCGUGAUAUGAACUUGGUGUCAGGAAUCUUCGACGCCGCUAAGACUAUUGCCCGGCUCAAGCUCACCGAGACAGAGCUAGCCCUGUACCAGAGCCUCGUUUUGUUGUGGCCAGAACGACACGGCGUGCGCGGCAACCCGGAGAUUCAGUGCUUGUUUAACAUGUCAAUGGCUGCGAUGCGCCACGAGAUUGAGACGAACCACGCACCUUUAAAGGGAGACGUCACAGUGCUGGACACACUUCUCACUAAGAUACCCACCUUCAGAGAACUGUCGUUGCUGCAUUUGGAAGCGCUUUGCCGUUUCAAGGCGGCUCACCCACAUCACGUAUUCCCAGCUCUGUACAAAGAAUUAUUUUCUUUAGACAGCGUUUUAGAUUACACACAUGGAUAAAAGAUUUAUUAUAUAUAUAUCGAGGAUAUCUCCUUUGAGUUGCAACUAGAUCUCAUUUUUGCCUAUGAAAACGGGACGUUGGCAGCAGUGAGGCCGUGUGACUUCUAAAGACUUGACAGCUACGUUUCAUUUAUUUCCUCCCCUCCCCGACACUAUCGCUGGAGGCGUCCGUUCACCGUUUGUUAACCUAUUUAUAAUUGUAUGUAUGUACUUUGAGACUGUUAUAAUGAUAUUUAUGUAUUCGUACGUACGUACAAUAUUAAUAUUAAAAUGUUUAUUUAAUUCGAGUCUAAGUACCGAUGGACGCCUUCAGUUCUACAUUUAUUGUCAGAACGCUUGGCGAUAUAUUGGUUAACUUUACAUAUAAAUGUAGAGUAAUGGAAAUACUUGAAACCGAGUACGUCGUUUAUGUAAUAACAUAAUAAUAUAUUUAUUUAAAUAUUAUUAUGUAUCACAUGAAUGACAUUACGUAUAAUUAUCAUAAAUUGUAUUCUAAUAUUGACGAUGAAAUAAUAAUGAUUAUUAUAUAAAUAUAUAAUAAUAGAAAUAGAGUUUUUAUUAAGAUAUAAAUAAAAAAAAAGUUAUAAUGGUUUAGCGUGACCACACAACAGUUUCUUUUAAGCGAAACAUUUAAUUAAAAAUAGGACUUUUUUAUAAUUAUUUUAACAGUUUUUUUUAAUGAGA